AUGAGUUUCGUAACGAGAGCCGACGACGAUGAAGUCCACCCCUUCGUCAACCCGUUUGUUGAGAUGAACGUUGGAUUGUGGUGUCUAUUUGCCGGCGCGACACUGUUUUUGGCCUUGAGGCUCUGGUGCAAGGUUACGAGGAGACACGGGCUGUGGUACGAUGAUUACAUUCUUGUUGUGUCUUGGUCGCUGUUGUUAGCAAACAACAUUUUGAUCGUCUACGAAUUUGCGACGGGGUAUGUACUGGAAGACUCGUCGCAAUCAUGGGACGACCGCAUGCACAUUCUUAUCAACAUCUCAUCAUGCGGCACGUUGAUCGGACAAGCAUGGACUAAGACGGCAUUCGGAGUGACGUUGCUGCGCAUGAGCAACCAGUGGCAGCGAUGGAUUCUUUGGUUCUGCAUCGUCAGCAUGAACGUUUACAUGGUCGCCAAGGUCAUCUUGCAAUGGGCCAAGGUCUGCGGAAGUAAAAGUUACGAAGUUCCCUGGCGCCUCGACAUCUGCCUCGAGAAGCAGUUCCGCGCCGACUUCAAGGAAGGUGGAAAUGUUUACAACAUCAUUAUGGAUUUCGUGUUCGCCAGCUUCCCUUGGCUUAUCACCCGGUCGCUGGAGAUGAGACGCGCCGAAAAGGUCGGCCUUUGCAUCACGAUGAGUUUGGGAAUGAUCGUCGCCAUCGUCGCAGCCAUCAGAGUGAGCUGGAAGGACGAGGGUAACGACCGUGACGCGUGGUACAUCUACCGAAAUGGCCUGUCCCAAGUUUGGUACUCCUCCGAAAUCACCGGCACCAUCAUCGUCCAGUGCAUCCCGAUCCUGCGCCCGAUCCUCCGCGAGAUCCACACCUCCCUCACCUCCAAGAAGCUCGAGUCCACCGCCGACGGCCGCAGCACGACCUUCGGCAGCAAGAUGAGCAGCGGCAAGCGCAUCUCCGGCACCAUCCACGGCGGCAACGGCCCCCCGUCCGCCGGCCUCGACAAGCAGGGCAACGAGCGCAUCGCCCUCCGCGAGAUCCCCGAAGAGCCCGCCGAAUCGUGGAACUGGAAGGACCCCGCCAGCAUCAAGUCCACCUCGCCCUCAGAAACCGACUUCAAGCCCCGACCCCCGACCGCCCCCUUACCCGACAUGUGGCCGUUAUCGGGCAGCGAAGGACCCGACCUGAGCAACGGCUCGCACUCCGGGAAGAGUUUGGAUUUCGAGGACAGCGGACCGCGAUCCGCCGUCUCUCACCUCGACGUCGACAUCGAAUCAGCGCCCGCGCAAGGGCUUUCGCCACCCCCGCCUCGCAGGUUUCCUUAG
This is a messenger RNA of Colletotrichum karsti, 1293 nucleotides long. RefSeq lists its product as uncharacterized. NCBI's taxonomy places the organism in Eukaryota, Fungi, Ascomycota, Sordariomycetes, Glomerellales, Glomerellaceae. The coding region runs from base 1 to 1293 and encodes 430 amino acids. The record is from RefSeq and is a predicted model, not a curated record. The transcript is spliced from 6 exons.